AUGCCAGCCGACGCCGGGCAGGACUCGGAGCGCGGGGAUCCCCGCGGGAUGACGCUCAACUGGGACAUCAACGACCCGCAGAUGCCCCAGGCGCCAGCCCACUUUGACCCCUUCCGGGAGUGGCCCGACGGCUAUGUGCGCUUCAUCUACAGCAGCGCGGAGAAGAAGGCGCAGCGCCACCUGAGCGGCUGGGCCAUGCGCAACACCAACAACCACAACGGCCACAUCCUCAAGAAGUCGUGCCUGGGUGUGGUGCUGUGCGCCAGGGCCUGCGCCCUGCCGGACGGCUCGCGCCUGCAGCUGCGCCCGGCCAUCUGCGACAAGGCGCGCCUCAAGCAGCAGAAGAAGGUUUGCCCCAACUGUCAGUCUGCUUUGGAGCUGAUUCCCUGCCGAGGGCACAGCGGAUAUCCGGUCACCAAUUUCUGGCGCCUGGAUGGCAGCGCGAUAUUUUUCCAGGCCAAAGGAGUUCAUGAUCACCCAAGACCAGAGAGUAAAUCAGAGACAGAAGCUAGAAGAAGUGCCCUCAAGAGACGGAUAGCCUCUUUCUGCCAGAAAAAGAGAAUUCGAGAACCCGAGGUAGGAGAAAAGCAAGACAGCAGUGAACAAUUCAACAACACAUCUCUCCUGGGAAAUCCAGAACUGUUUGAUAUAAUUCCAGACACCAGCUUCUAUAGUCCAGGGCAGACUUUCCCUUCGUUCCCAAACUCGGACAUUUACGCAGCUCCCUGUGAUCUGGCCACCUUUCAAGGAGACAUCACAUCCCCCUUCCAGAAAUAUCCAAGCCCAAGGAUUUAUUUGUCCAGGCCACCUUGCACCUAUGACUUGGCAGGCCCUGGAUACACAAAUCCAGGCCCAUUUCCCAGCCUCUAUAAAGAUUCCAGCAGCAUCUCGAAUGACACAGACUGGGUUCAUCUGAAUGCACUGCAAUAUAACAUCAAUUCCUACAGCAGCUAUGAGAGCAGCUUUGAUUUCACCAGUAAACAGUGUGGCUGGAAACCAAGCCUUGGAAAACCAGGCCUUGAGGAAAGGACUGACUGUGGACAGUUCCAGGCUGUGGCCAGGUGCCCUUAUUAUAACCCUGAGGUUCCUUGCAGGUACCGGGAGACACCCUCGGCAGGUGGCCCAGCCCUGCAGACAGUGAUCACCACCACCACCAAAGUGUCCUACCAGGCCUACCCGUGCCCUGCGCUGAAACACGGUGCCAGUGUGCAGGAGCUCAGUGGCCUCUCCAGCUGCAGCUAUGCUUCUGAAAACACCCCCAUGUCCAUCUGUCCAGAAGCUGUGGACCCCCUAUCUGUAGUCACCAGGGCAGCCUCUCCCAUGGGCAGGACAAGUUUGAAAAUUCCAGGAGAUUGCUCUGUCAAUAGACCCCCUAUGGCUUUUCCUCAGGAGGCAGCUCCUUGCAGGACAGAUGGAGCAGACCCCUGGGAUGUGUGUCUGUCUGGCCUGGGCUCUGUGAUCAGUUUCUCAGACAGAGCAGGUCUGCUCUUUAGUUAUGACAGUGAGGACUUUUGAGCGACAUUUCCAGUUGCCCCAUGAUACGGGUGUGCACACAGGAGGCGAAAUGCAAAGUAGCUGGGUUGGGAGAUUCAGCUUGUGUGCAAAGAAAUGCAGACAGUAGUAAAAAAUACUUUUUAGCUGAGGAAAUGACCAGCUGCAAAUGUUUAAUAGCUCUGAGAAAUUUGGCUCCACGUUUUGAAACCAGCUACAGUAGAUAGAAGUAGGCAUGAACUCCCAAAUCAACAAAUAAACCAACUGGAGAUCCGGAAGGUUAAAAACAUUGGCCUAACUUCGCUUAGCACAUGUGCUGGAGGAGAAAUGAAAGAUCCUGGUUCCCAUUCUAUGCCUUUCCCAUUGGACCUUGGACAGCCGUUAGAAGCUGGCUAAAGAGCUUCAGGAAGAAAGUGCUUCAAUUUUACGUGCAGAGUCACUUCAUACUAUUUUUGUUUAGCAUUUAGAACCUAUUAACAUGACCUCAGAAAGUAAUUUUAA
Molecule: messenger RNA, 1992 nt
Organism: Chinchilla lanigera (long-tailed chinchilla)
Lineage: Eukaryota; Metazoa; Chordata; Mammalia; Rodentia; Chinchillidae
Gene: Gcm2
Product: glial cells missing homolog 2 (Drosophila)
Exons: 5
Coding region: 1-1515 (504 amino acids)
Biological process (GO): gliogenesis; regulation of transcription by RNA polymerase II
Cellular component (GO): nucleus
Molecular function (GO): RNA polymerase II cis-regulatory region sequence-specific DNA binding; DNA-binding transcription activator activity, RNA polymerase II-specific
Source: RefSeq, a predicted model, not a curated record